AUGUAUGAUGGACAGGACGUCUGGAUGCCCGAGUCAUGUUUUGAUGUUUUAAUGUGUGGCACUACCAUCCCCUUUUGGAUCAAUGGCACUCACCCACUGCUGCGGGACAAAGUGGUCACUCUCCAAAUCUGCAGUACUGUGCCUGACCACUGCUGUUUCUACACAUCCAGUCCUAUUCGAGUGAAAGCUUACCCAGGAAACUACUACGUCUAUGAGUUCGUCAGCCCGUCUAUCUGUUCUGUGGCAUAUUGUGCAGAUGUUACAGGAACAACACCAGCAACUACACACCAGCCACUGACAAAGCACUUUGUUGGACUAAGGAUGAAACUUUCCUCAGCAAAUAACCUUGAACAGUCAUCCUCCAUGGAAGAUUUUUUGAAACAGCUCAAGGAAGAACUGGUUAGAAAAGGCCUCCCUGGCAACAUUACAAUACAUCUGAAGAACAUCUCCAAAUGGAGUGAUGAGAAUUAAGCCAAAAAGAAACAUGGAACCUGUUAAAUUUCACAGCACUAUUUUCUGAUCAUUGUAUUGAACAGA
Colossoma macropomum (tambaqui) is the source of this 537-nucleotide messenger RNA. Its product is annotated as uromodulin-like. Bases 1 to 471 code for a protein of 156 amino acids. The transcript has 4 exons. The record is from RefSeq and is a predicted model, not a curated record. NCBI's taxonomy places the organism in Eukaryota, Metazoa, Chordata, Actinopteri, Characiformes, Serrasalmidae.